Molecule: messenger RNA, 501 nt
Organism: Eucalyptus grandis
Lineage: Eukaryota; Viridiplantae; Streptophyta; Magnoliopsida; Myrtales; Myrtaceae
Product: TMV resistance protein N-like
Exons: 1
Coding region: 1-501 (166 amino acids)
Biological process (GO): signal transduction
Source: RefSeq, a predicted model, not a curated record
AUGAAGAGAAAGAGGGAGGAAAAAGAGAGGGCGACAGCAGCUUCAACAAGCAGUAGCCGUGAUGACGGAUUGGGAAGUGGCUACGAGGUGUUCCUGAAUUUCAGAGGUCCCGACACCCGUUUAACCAUGGCUGAUUGUCUCUACAAUGGCCUGAUUGGUGUAGGGAUCCGUGCUUUCAAAGACAACGAAGAGCUCCGAUUUGGCGAAGAGAUCGAAGGUGGUCUCUUGCAAGCAAUCAAUGACUCCAGAAUUUACAUCCCGAUAUUCUCCAAAGGCUACGCUUCAAGUAAGUGGUGCCUCCGUGAGCUGGCACGCAUAGUGGAGCUAUCAAGAGGUAACGAUGAGAAAGUGAUCCUCCCUAUAUUUUACGACUUGAACGUGGAUGAUGUCAAGCUUAAGACUAAGUUAUAUCGGAAGGCCCUUCGGAAGCACAAGAGCAAAUAUGGGAAAGAUUUAGCAAAGAAGUGGAAGAAGGCUUUAAGAGAGGUUUUUCAGAAUUAG